This is a messenger RNA of Phoenix dactylifera (date palm), 2465 nucleotides long. The record is from RefSeq and is a predicted model, not a curated record. Lineage: Eukaryota; Viridiplantae; Streptophyta; Magnoliopsida; Arecales; Arecaceae.
CUCCGCCAUUAAUUCGAUUGACCCUCGGAGACGACCUCCAGGCAACAGUGAUGGAGAUAUCUCAGUCAUCGAAGACUUGGUCGAUUCCCCGGGGAGUCACCGCCACCACCAGGCUUCAACAAUAUAAGAAGCCGACUCCACAUGAAAAUUUAGAAGCAUCAGCAAUGAAAGAAUUAAUGGCGUGGCAACUAACGGUGUUGCUUCUACUUCUGCGGCUAUCCUCAGCAUUUGCCGCCGUGCCCAUGGCUCGGCGAGGAUGCCCGGAGGAGUGCGGUGGCGUCAAGAUCCCGUACCCCUUCGGCAUCGGCCACGGCUGCUUCCUCGAUGGUUUCGACAUCACUUGCAACGGAACCACACCAAAACCAAUCCUUGGCGAUUCCAACAUUACGCUGGUAGAUAUCAACCUAGUCUACGGCCUAAUGCAAGUUAAUCAUUUCAUUGCUCAUGCUUGUUUCGACAUGCCGGGUAACUCACCAUGGAUAAGAUUGACGAGGACAAAGUCCUUAAGAUUCUCUGACACCCACAACAAGUUUGUGGCCAUCGGGUGUGACACUGUCGGGUACCUCGUCGACAUGGAAGAGAGGUUCUCGACUGGGUGUAUUUCUCUCUGCACCAACAAGAGCUUCGUGACAGACGGGACCUGCUCCGGCAUCGGCUGCUGCGAGACCAGUAUACCCAAGGACCUCUCGGCCUUUAAAGUCGAGCUAACUAGCUAUUACAAUCACACCUACUGCUCGAGCUUCAGUCCUUGCAGCUAUGCCUUCCUGAUCACCAACACGUCGUUUAGUUUCAACACGUCGAAUUUCUUAAGUUUCGAAGACGUUGAGAUGGUGCCGGUGACUCUGGAAUGGGCGGUGGGAAACAAGACGUGCGAGGAAGCUCGCAAGGAGAAGGACUCUGCAUGCGUCGCCAUACACAGUGAAUGCCACGACUCGACCAUUGGCCUGGGAUACCGCUGCAAAUGUUCCCAAGGCUACCAAGGGAACCCCUACCUUCCGGGUGGAUGUGAAGAUAUCAAUGAGUGUAACGAUCCAGUACAAAAGAAUAACCAUAUAGACCUAUAUAUGCAUCCAUCAACCUUACCUAUUGCAAAUGUUGCAGGUGUUGGCUCCGGAUUCCUAUUUCUAUGUGUUAGCAUAUCUUGGUUGUACUGGAUUCUGAGUAAAAGGAGACUCAUCAAGCUCAAAGAGAAGUUUUUGAAACAGAAUGGCGGUCUUUUGUUGCAACACCAUAUCUCUUCAAUAGGUGAUGGUCGUCGUGAUGAUCGUGGUAUGAGGAUAUUUACCUUUGAGGAGCUCCAAAGAGCAACCAACAAUUACGACGAGGAUUGCAUCAUUGGUCAGAGAGGCUUUGGAACGGUGUACAAAGGGACCUUGUCAGACCAAAGAGUCAUUGCGAUUAAGAGAUCCAAGAUUGCAGCCAAGGGUGAAAUUGAGCAGUUCAUAAAUGAAGUCGUUCUCCUCUCCACCAUUAACCAUAAGAAUGUGGUGAAGCUCUUGGGGUGUUGCCUAGAGACCCAAGUGCCCUUGCUGGUGUUUCAAUUUAUGUCAAAUGGAACCCUCUCUCACCACAUCCAUGGCGAAGGCUGUCAAGGCUCGUUAUCCUUAGAAAAUCGAGUGAGGAUCGCUGCAGAAGCUGCUGAAGCACUGGCCUACCUUCACUCAUCGGCCUCCACUCCAAUCAUUCACAGAGAUGUGAAGUCCGCCAACAUACUCUUGGAUGAGAACUAUACAGCUAAAGUUUCGGAUUUUGGUUUUUCAAAGUUGGUUCCAUUCGAUCGAAACUGCCUUACUUCCCUAGUGAGAGGAACAUUUGGGUACUUGGACCCAGAAUACUUUCAUUCCGGUCAAUUCACAGACAAGAGCGAUGUCUAUAGCUUUGGAGUAGUACUUGUCGAGCUCCUGACAGGUGAGAAGGCUGUCUCGGUGAAUAAAUCUGAAGAGAAUAGGAGUCUUGCGAAAUGUUUCAUUUCUUGCAUGAAUGAGGGUCGACUUUCUGAGAUUCUUGAGGAUCGCAUCCUCCGUGAGGGAUCCAUGGAGCAGUUGAUGGCAGUUGCGGAGCUCGCCGAGCGAUGCGUUCGAUUGAAUGGAGAGGAGAGGCCCAUAAUGAGGGAGGUGGCAGCCGAGUUAGAGGGUCUAAGAAUGUUCACCAAGCAUCCGUGGGUCAAAGAGAACAGCGAGGAGAUUGAACCUUUGUUGGCAGAGCCAAUAUCAUGUGAGUCAACAUUUUAUGGUGCUAGCAAUACAACCAACGAUGGCGAUUCUUCCUAUAGCGGGUUUGUUGCAUUCAACAUCACGUGAAAGACAACCAGGAUCCUAUACAGUGCAUGAACCACACUAUAGAGUGCUAUGCAGCUUUCGAUGACCACCAAUAGAAGAUGGAGGAGCAUCAAACAAGAUGGUUCAUAAGCAUGUAUCAUAUUAUACAUAUUGUUUGAUGCUGUCCAUCUUCCAAUAGUGGCUAUU